Molecule: messenger RNA, 1805 nt
Organism: Loa loa (African eye worm)
Lineage: Eukaryota; Metazoa; Nematoda; Chromadorea; Rhabditida; Onchocercidae
Product: trehalase
Exons: 12
Coding region: 1-1776 (591 amino acids)
Biological process (GO): trehalose catabolic process
Molecular function (GO): alpha,alpha-trehalase activity
Source: RefSeq, a predicted model, not a curated record
AUGGAAGGCUUAAUAUAUAUAAUAUAUAUUUUUUUCGUGAAUGAAUUACGUGGAGUUCAAACAGAGUUAAUAGCUACGCCAAAUAAACGUAAAACUACUAAUGACGAAGUGCUGGUAAUAGCCGAUGUACCCUUGGAACCGAAUUGCUCACAACCAAUUUGCGUAGGACCACUGUCUCAAAUUUAUUGUUCUGGAAAACUAAUUCACACAGCGUGGUUGUUUGGAAUGCAAGAAACAUGCCCUGGUAAUAUGAUGCGUAAAUCACCAGAACUUAUUUUGGAAUUGUUCAACAAUCUCACCUAUCCACUAAAACGUGACCAGUUUCACAAAUUUUGUAUCGAAAACUUUGCGAACAUAAGUUAUCUUAAACAAGCAACUUUGGUAGAUUGGACUGAAGAACCGGAAAAUAUAAGACGAUUGCAGAACAUAGCGUUAAAAAAAUUUGCUCGAAAACUGAAUGAAUUAUGGAAAGUGUUGGCACGAGAAUUUGUGGAACAGGUACAUGAAACUCCUGAGCUAUUCCCAAUUUUACCUGUUUCAAAUGCAUUCAUCGUACCUGGUGGUUCGUUUCAGAUAUAUUUUUACUGGGAUUCGUACUGGAUCAACAAAGGACUGUUAUUUUCAAACAUGUCAACAACUGUUCGUCAGAUCCUUGAAAAUCUGGCCAGUGUUGUUCGGUUUCAUGGAUUUAUUCCAAAUUCGGGUAGUGUGCAAUUGUCGCGACGAAGUCAUCCUCCCCUGUUUACGCAAAUGAUAGCGGAUUAUUAUGGUGCUACCGGUAACAAAACUUUCCUAAAAGAGAUGACACCGUGGAUGGUUCAAGAGAUGCUAUGGUGGGCAGAAAACCGAGCACUUGAUGUUAAUUUGCCGUCUGGUCGAAAGUAUCGAAUGUAUCAGUACAGGGCCUUAUCCAGUUGCCCUCGUCCGGAAAACUACUUAGCCGAUCUAAAUAGUGGCCUAAACGGCACGGGACAUCCCGAAUUUAUUUGGUCGUCAAUUGCUAGUGCUUGCGAAUCCGGACUGGAUUUCAGCACAAGGUGGUUUGCACAUCAAGGGAAAUAUGCAGACACCAAAUAUUCAAUCCGGACCAAUGAUAUUAUCCCAGUUGAUCUGAAUGUAUUUAUGGCAUGGAAUUUUGCUACACUUAGUAAUUUUUACGAAAUACUUGGAAGAUCUAAGAAGGCAGCUGAAUAUCAUGAACUGUACAUGAAGUUACGUGAAGCACUGGAUGAGGUUUUCUGGAGUGAAGACCAUGGGGCAUGGUUUGAUUAUGAUUUGGUAGAGCAGAAACUGAGAAGUGGCUUCUAUCUGUCUAAUGUUUUUCCACUUCUACUUGGUGGCUAUGGUGCGCGCAUAACUACGAAAGUUCUUGACUACUUACUCGGAAAUGGGGUACUCAAUUUCAAAGGUGGCAUUCCGGUGAGCUUAAAUAACGCUUCGCGUGAACAAUGGGAUUAUCCAAACGGUUGGCCACCAUUCACACAUUUAUUCGUGGAAAGUUUACGAUUGUCGGAAGAUGAAAAACUUGUUAAAAUAGCUGAAAAAACAGCCUGGAAGUUUAUCCGUACUGUUUACAAUGGAAUGAUGAACCCAAAAAGGAGAUGCCAGCAGCAUCUUGGGAGAAGUAUGACAUUCGAUACGAUGAUGGUAGGCCUGGCUCAGGUGGCGAAUAUCCUGUACAGCAAGGUUUUGGGUGGACAAAUGGCGCCGUGCUUGAUCUCAUUUACAAAUAUGAAAUUGCUGAACAGCAUACUGUUUCUGGAACAGAGCCAAUAAACUCAGGUGAAUUAUCUUCGACUGGGCAG